ACGCGUUCACAUUACCAAAGAAACAUUGAAAUGCCUCGAUGGUGACUACGAAGUGGAAGUGGGAAAUGGUGCGGAACGUAAUUCAUAUCUGAAGGAUCAUCAAAUUGAAACAUAUCUAAUUGUUCCCGGAGAUAUUUAUAGACCGAAUAAAAAAUCACGAAAUCGUUUGCAAGUGAACGGAAAUAUAUCCAAGGAAUUACGAAUGAUGGGCCAUGGAAGUAUGCAGAAAAAUUGUUCCAAAUUCGGUUUCAGUGACAACACAGAAUCAUCUAAAGAUCCAGAAGAUGAAGUCAACGAAUAUCUUAUGAGGGCAAUAGAUGCUCGUAGUAUAGAUCAUUUAAGAGCUGAACAUUGCAAAUCAAUUUUACUUUCCUUCAAAGAACAAAACCUGGAAAGAAAGUAUGCAACAGAACCAGAUCGAAUGUUAAGCGUAUAUUUUUAUUGCAGUUUCAUUGUCUUAGUCGGAACGACUAUAAUGCGUCUGUGUAUAUUUACAAGUAAUGCAUUUACAAUUGGCAUAUCUUGCCUUAGUGUAACGGUGGUCUUGCUAAUAUCUGGCCUGGUUACAUGCCACAAUUUCAAUAUUAAUAUUCCCAAUGGCAUCAAACAAUUUUCAUUGCAAAUUCACAGCAAUCGCAUUCUGUCGCAAUGUUUUGCAUUUCUAACGGUUGCCCUGAUUGCCCUCACAACGGGACUAUUGAUGUUUCAAGAAGUGAUGAUCAUUGUGCCAUCUUCCGCAAAAAGCAUAGCCAAUAUGGAUAAUAGUAAUAACAGUUUCUAUAACAAGGAAAUAAACGACGCGAUGUUAUUUGACUUGAGCGCUGUACAACAACAACAAAAUCAAACUCAACCCACCGAAGAAGAGAGAUGGACAAAAAUAAAGCCACUUGGCUCUAAAUUUAAUAAAUUUUACUGUGAUUAUUACUUAGCUAUUAAUACUUUUCUGUUGCUGACCCUACUUUCGAUGAUGACUUGUGCCACAUAUCAAGUGUUACGAAUUCUAUUUAAAUUAAUAUUGCUAUUAAUUGCAUCGAUGUUUUAUAUUGGAUUUUCGGUAUAUAUUCUGAUGCAGGAGGAGUUGUAUUACAAACUAGAUAAUGAGGAGGCACUACUGCGUUACAUAAUUGAUUUAAUUUUCCUCCUUGCAUUUAUGCUGGCACUGAUUUUCCAUAGUCACCAGACAGAGGCCACCUAUCGUUUGGAUUUCAUUUGGAAAUUACAGGCAACGGAGGAAAAGGAAGAUAUGGAGCACCUGCAAGCAUACAAUCGAAAGCUUUUGGAAAAUAUUUUGCCCGUACAUGUUGCUGAACAUUUUCUAAGUAGAGAGAAAAAUAUUGACGACUUGUAUCAUGAACAAUGCGAUAGUGUUUGCAUUCUAUUUGCGUCGAUACCAAAUUUUAGCGAAUUUUACGUUGAAUUGGAGGGCAAUAAUGAAGGUGUCGAAUGUCUGCGGCUAUUAAAUGAGAUAAUUGCAGAUUUUGAUGAAUUACUAAGCGAAGAACGUUUUCGAUACAUUGAAAAAAUAAAGAGUACGGGUGCAACGUACAUGGCUGCCUCUGGCUUGACGGCCCAAACAUGUGACCUUGUCAAUUAUAAACAUGUAACAGCAAUGGCAGAAUAUGCUUUACAAUUAUUCGAUAAAAUCGAAGAAGUCAAUAUGCAUUCAUUUAACAAUUUUCGCAUGAGAAUUGGUAUUAACAUUGGACCAGUUGUUGCUGGUGUAAUUGGAGCACGAAAACCACAGUAUGAUAUUUGGGGUAAUGCUGUAAAUGUUGCAUCCCGCAUGGAUUCAACGGGAAUUGUUGAUCAUAUUCAGGUCACCGAAGAAAUGUAUCAAAUUCUUAAACCACGAGGAUUCGAUUUAACUUGUCGUGGCAGUGUUAAUGUCAAAGGUAAAGGUUCAAUGAUCACCUAUUUUCUAAAUGGAAAAUCAACGGAAGAAAAACAAUCGGAGCCGAUUGUUAACGGAACCAUAUCACCGCCAAAGGAUAUACCUUUGGAAUCAACGAAUACAACAGCAGCAGCAACAACAACAAACGAAGGUAAUUCCAUUAUCAACAGUAAUUUCACCGAAUCGGAAGACUUGUCUCCCGAUGUCGAUCUCAAUUCGAACAUGAACAGUUUGACAGCACAGAGACGCAAGUCUCUGUGUCGUCAACACAACAUAUCCUCAUCGUUCGGCACCACAGUCAGUUCCGCCACUUCAGUGACACCCUGCAUUUCAAGCAGUUCCAGUGUGGUGACCAUCGGAGCCUUGCCCGCCUUUAGCAAAAACAAUUCAUCGUCAAUUGACAAUACGUCGGAGGCUUGUAGUGCGAUAAGUAAGACAAAUUUUUUACCGCGUAGCCCAUUGGAAGAACUGAAGGGUGAAACUGAAAGUGACAAGGGUACACACAUAAAUUCCAUAGAAAAUUUAGAAAUGUUACUUAAGAAUAAUAUAAGUCUGUCAGACCUUAAUAAUAAACAACAACUAAAUCUUAGAACAAAUGAUCUAACACGGCCCAAUGCCAAUCACCCGAAAAAGGACAUUGUGCCGCAGUUUCGAACCGAAAUUGUGUCACGACGCAAAUAUCGAUCGACGGCGAGUGUCACUGCCAGCACCAAUGGCAGCUGUAAGGGCCGCCACAGCUCUCGCUUGGAUGCAUCGAGUCAACGGUACUCAGACACCGCAUAUUUGCUAAAAGAUCUGACGACACCGGAGCAGUCACCACUGCAUCAUCAAAAUCUUUCGGAUGAUUGUCAAGAUGACGACGAGAGGCAAGCCCUGUUGGAUAGCGAGUCCAAGAAAAAUGCAUCAAUAUUGUUAAACUUGAAACCGUUGGCAACUCAUGAGGGCCUAAAGACUUCUAUAUCACUUAGCCCUUUGGGUUUGUACAGUGGCCAUGAGAUUAUUGUCAUACCCAAUAGUCGUAGUAUGAUUACAAUGGCUGGCGUAACAACGCCAUCUACUGAACAUGAGGAGAACAAAACAAAUGAAGGAACUGCAGCAGCAGUAACUGCUGAUGUUGU
Molecule: messenger RNA, 3009 nt
Organism: Musca vetustissima
Lineage: Eukaryota; Metazoa; Arthropoda; Insecta; Diptera; Muscidae
Product: adenylate cyclase type 5
Exons: 15
Biological process (GO): cAMP biosynthetic process; adenylate cyclase-inhibiting G protein-coupled receptor signaling pathway; adenylate cyclase-activating G protein-coupled receptor signaling pathway
Cellular component (GO): plasma membrane
Molecular function (GO): adenylate cyclase activity
Source: RefSeq, a predicted model, not a curated record